AGUCUUGCACAGGUGUACCGGCUCCUCCCCUUCAGUCUUGCACAGGUGUACCAGAUCCUCCCCUUCAGUCUUGCACAGGUGUACCGGAUCCUCCCCCCUUCAGUCUUGCACAGGUGUACCGGAUCCUCCCCCUUCAGUCUUGCACAGGUGUACCGGAUCCUCCCCUUCAGUCUUGCACAGUUGUGCCAUCUCCUCCCCUUCAGUCUUGCACAGGUGUACCGGCUCCUCCCCUUCAGUCUUGCACAGGUGUACUGGCUCCUCCCCUUCAGUAUUGCACAGGUGUUCCGGCUCCUCCCCUUCAGUCUUGCACAGGUGUACCGGCUCCUCCCCUUCAGUCUUGCACAGGUGUACUGGCUCCUCCCCUUCAGCUCACUACCAGCUCCCCCUUCAGUCUUGCACAGUUUUACUGGCUCCUCCUCUUCAGUCUUGCACAGGUGUACUGGCUCCUCCCCUUCAGUCUUGCACAGGUGUACUGGCUCCUCCCCUUCAGUCUUGCACAGGUGUACCGGCUCUUCUCCUGGAUUCUUUCAAUCUGUCAGGGAUCCCGGGUCC
Staurois parvus is the source of this 552-nucleotide messenger RNA. NCBI's taxonomy places the organism in Eukaryota, Metazoa, Chordata, Amphibia, Anura, Ranidae. The record is from the annotation of a GenBank genome assembly.